Molecule: messenger RNA, 1593 nt
Organism: Charadrius vociferus (killdeer)
Lineage: Eukaryota; Metazoa; Chordata; Aves; Charadriiformes; Charadriidae
Gene: CSGALNACT1
Product: chondroitin sulfate N-acetylgalactosaminyltransferase 1
Exons: 7
Coding region: 1-1593 (530 amino acids)
Cellular component (GO): Golgi cisterna membrane
Molecular function (GO): glucuronosyl-N-acetylgalactosaminyl-proteoglycan 4-beta-N-acetylgalactosaminyltransferase activity
Source: RefSeq, a predicted model, not a curated record
AUGAUGCUCCGACGAGGAUUUAUUCUAUUUCUCCCCCGACUUGUAGGCCUGCUGGUGGUGGCCUGUUGCUUGGUGUCUAUUGUUUAUAUGUUGGCUUGCACACCCAAGGGUGACAACCAGCAACUUGCCUUGCCCAGGGUGCACAGUCCGACUGCAAAGGAGGGAUAUGAAGCCAUUCUGCAAGAGCGAGAAGAGCAACACCGCAACUACAUCAUCAGCUUGAAGAAGCAAAUUGCCCAGCUGAAGGCCGAACUCCAGGGCAGGAGUGAGCAGCUUAAGAACGUGCAGGACCAGUACCCAGACCCCUUGGACAUUCGUCUUGACCACAGUAACCCAGAGAAGGCCCAGGCUAACCUGCUGGCUUUCCUCCGUUCCCAAAUAUACAAAGCAGAGGUGCACACCGGCAUUAAGCUGUCCACAGAGUAUGCGGCCGUGCCCUUUGAGAGCUUUACCCUGCAGAAGGUGUACCAACUGGAGACAGGGCUGACGCGCCACCCAGAAGAGAAACCUGUAAGGAAGGAUAAGCGAGAUGAGUUGAUAGAGGUGAUCGAGCUAGCUGUUGGGAGUUUGAACAAUCCGGAGGGGGACAGCAAUGCAAAACACCGCGUGUACACAGCCUCUGACUUCAUUGAAGGGAUCUACCGCACAGAAAAAGACAAAGGCACGUUGUAUGAGCUGACUUUCAAGGGAGACACAAAACAUCAGUUCAAGAAGAUUGUUUUAUUCCGUCCAUUCGGUCCUGUAAUGAAAGUGAAAAAUGAAAAUGUCAAUAUGGCUGACACACUUAUUAAUGUCAUUGUGCCGUUGGCCAAGAGAGCCAGCAAAUUUCGGCAAUUCAUGCAGAAUUUCAGGUGUGUUUCCAUUCCACAGGAUGGGAGAAUUCACCUCACUGUAGUUUACUUUGGAAAAGAACAAAUGAAUGAAGUCAAAUCGAUACUUGAAAAUACCUCCAAGUCAGCCAACUUCAAGAACUUCACCUUCAUCCAGUUGAAUGAAGAAUUUUCCAGGGGCAAGGGACUAGACAUUGGUGCUCGGUUUUGGAAAGGGAACAACGUUGUUCUCUUUUUUUGCGAUGUGGACAUAUACUUCACAGCUGAAUUCCUUAAUUCCUGUAGAUUGAACACACAACCAGGGAAGAAGGUGUUUUAUCCUGUUCUUUUCAGUCAGUAUAACCCGAGCAUAAUUUAUGGCCACCGUGAUUCCAUCCCAUCUUUAGAACAGCAGCUGGUUAUUAAAAAAGAAACUGGAUUUUGGAGAGACUUUGGUUUUGGGAUGACUUGCCAGUACAGAUCUGAUUUUAUCAACAUAGGUGGCUUUGAUCUGGACAUUAAAGGCUGGGGUGGUGAAGAUGUACAUCUGUACCGCAAGUACCUUCACAGCAACCUCAUCGUGAUCCGAACGCCCGUCAGGGGUCUCUUCCACCUGUGGCAUGAAAAGCAAUGUGUGGACGAGCUGACCCCAGAGCAGUACAAAAUGUGCAUGCAGUCCAAGGCCAUGAACGAGGGUUCUCAUGGCCAGCUGGGGAUGCUUGUUUUCAAGCAAGAGAUUGAGUCCCACCUGCACAGACAGAAACUGAGCAGUAAGAAGACAUGA